Leptonychotes weddellii (Weddell seal) is the source of this 4714-nucleotide messenger RNA. The record is from RefSeq and is a predicted model, not a curated record. Lineage: Eukaryota; Metazoa; Chordata; Mammalia; Carnivora; Phocidae.
CGCAGACCCGUGCUGGCGAUCGUGGAGGUGGAAGUUCAAGAAGUCGAUGUGGGUGCUCGGGAGACGGUGUUUCGGGAGGUGUCCUCUUUCCAGGGCCCCCUGGAUGCCACCGUCGUGGUCAACCUUCAGUCACCGACCUUAGAAGAGAAAAACGAGUUUCCUGAAGAUGUGCGCACAGAACUCAUGCAGACCCUGGGCAAUUACGGGACCAUCGUUCUUGUCAGGAUCAACCAAGGGCAGAUGCUGGUGACUUUUGCAGACAGUCACUCGGCUCUCAGCGUCCUGGAUGUGGAUGGUAUGAAGGUGAAAGGCAGAGCCGUGAAGAUCAGACCAAAGACCAAGGACUGGCUGAAGGGUUUGCAAGAGGAGAUCAUCCGAAAGCGGGAUAGCAUGGCCUCCAUGUCUCCCACUGCCAAUUCCUGUUUGCUGGAGGAAAACUUUGACUUCACAACUCUGGACUAUGAGUCAGAGGGGGAUAUUCUCGAAGAUGAUGAAGACUAUUUGGUGGAUGAACUAAGUCAACCUGUGGUCUCAGAUGGCGAGAUGGGCGGGGACAGCCUCUCCGAAGGCCCCAGCUCCACAGCAGCAGUGCCUGUCAGCAAGUCACCUGCGCUCACUAAAAAGAAGCAGCACCCGACCUACAAAGAUGAUGCUGAGCUGGUGGCGCUAAAGCAGGAGCCGGAAGCAGUUGGAGAUUUCCGGCACCGUUCUCCAAGCAGGUCUCUGUCGGUUCCCACUAGGCCUCGGCCACCUCACCCACCGCAGAGACCCCCCCCUCCAACUGGUUUAGUGGUGAAAAAGUCGGCGUCGGACGUGUCCAUCUCCUCCGGCACCCACGGGCAGUACUCGAUUUUGCAGACGGCAAAACUUCUGCCGGGGGCACCCCAGCAGGCGCCCAAAGCCAGGAUGGGGAUAAGUAAACCCUACAAUGUCAAGCAGAUCAAAACUACCAAUGCUCAGGAGGCAGAAGCAGCCAUCCGGUGUCUCCUGGAAGCCAGAGGAGGUGCCCCAGGAAAUGCCCUAACUGCCACAUCCCUGAGGGACCCAGGGCCUUCCAAACCAGAGCCCACGGCAGGGGUGGCCCCGCUCCUGCCCCGGCGGCCUGCGCCCAGAGUCCCCACCAUCAAGAAGCCAACCUUGCGGAGGACAGGAAAGCCUGAGUCACCGGAAGACCAGUUUGGGCAACAGACGGUCCAUUUUACGGUCGGGCCCCCAGAGACAAGCCUUGAAACCCCCCCUCUAGCAGCCGUCCCUCCUGUUCCCAAACCGAGAACACUUCAGCCUGGGAAGGGUACCGAGAGGAAGCCGAGCGGGGGGCCGCCAGCACCAGACGAUGCCCCUCCCGUGGCCACCCCACCGUCCCCGCUGGAGGUUCCGCCGCCCGCGCCCCAGGCGCCCCCGAGGAGGAAGAAGUCGGCCCCCGCCGCCUUCCACCUGCAGGUGCUGCAGAGCUGUGACAGCCCGUUCCUCGCGGUCCUCCCCUGCAGCGGCCGCAGCGACCGUCCCCCCGCACACCCACCCGACGGGGGCGCUCUCCUUCCACAAGCCACUGGCCUCGGCGCUUCCUACGCGGCAAGCCCCGCAACCCCCGGCGCCGAGCAGCCCAAGUCCGAGGCGGCCUCCCUUCUUGGUGAUUAUCAGGAUCCCUUCUGGAGCCUUCUCCACCACCCGAGCCUGUUGAAGAAUGCCUGGCUCUCCAAGAGCUCCGACCCGCUGGACUCGGGGACCAGGGGCCUGGAAAGAGCACACACAGCCCCGCUGCAAGGCUCUGCCUCGGCUGCCCAGGAGCUGCCGCCGGGGCGCGGGCCGAAGGACUUCGAUCGCUGCGUGACCGGCAGUGACCAGGACAAGAGGACGGUGCUGCAGGUGUUUGACCCGCUGGCGAAAACAUGAGUAGGAAGCGUGGACAGCGGCUCUCCUGCAGAAAGUGUGCCUUCUUCCCUCAGGCGUCCCUUCACAGGGAAAGCCCGGAGCCUUGGCCUCAGCCCCCCACCCCCCCCCACCCUCACCCCUGCUAAGAGACCACUCUUUAAAGGCGCACUGAAAAAACAUUUGGAUUUCUGUCACUUGUGUGUACUUUACAGAAAUUGUGUCUCUUAUUCAAUAAGAUGAUUAUUCAGCCACCGAGAUCGGUUUUAGUCCAGACUGGUGCAUUUUAGUUUCCCCUCAGGGGUCUGAGAAACCUCUGGUUAGAUUCGAUGUGUGGAUCUGAGGACAGGGAAUCUAGCUGAUAAUGUCCAAGAAGUUCUUCCCUGGUUGGAUUUUCCAUGCUUGUUUGUUUUGUUUUGUGUUGUGUUUUGUUUUCGAUUUAUGUGUGUCUGUGGUGUUUUUAAAAUGUUGUUUGUACUUUACAGAUUUGGGAUAACUUUUUGGCGAUCCACCUGGAGGUUGAUGUAUCAGCUGAAAGGUGGUUGGGACCAUUAAGAGCUGUACCUGGCCUGCUGACCCCAGGUUAAAAAAAAAAAAAAAUCGGAGUUGAAAGUGGCCAACAGAUCAACCAAAUGACAAGACAACACAUUCCCGUGAGCCCUUGUGUUUCUGUACACGUACAGGAACCUUGAUUGUGUGGGAGAUGGUGUCAUACGCUGUCUGGGCUCCGAGGCACAUACUGUUAGCCGGAGCUCAGGCUGGCUACAGACUCCUCCCCGUACCGUGUCUUAGCUACCGCAUGUCGCAUGACGUGCUGCAGUCUGGAGCCCUGGUGUACUAGUUAAACCAGUUUCUAUACGCUGGCUCUUCCCUACUAAAGGAAGCCUCGUUGCUUCUUUCCCCCCCUUGUGUUCCAUGAGGAGGAAAAGCACAAACCGUGCAGACUCAUGCUGGCACAUAAUAUUGGGCCUCGUGACGCUAGGAAGAACAUUUCAUUUAGCCUGGGCUGCCUGGCUGUGGUUUCGGGAAGGAAAGCACCACCUGUCCCUGUAUAUGAGAGACCCCAGGGCAGCAUUUGUGGGUUUGCUUAUCUGUCUGUGUACUAGGUUUAUGUUUUCGUCUGUACAUUUAUGACACCUUCUUGCCCUAGUCAGUCCUUUAGAAGGACAUCACCAGACUGUUGUACCUUUUAAGAAUAAUGUUGCAAGGCCUAGAAUCCAUUUGGAGCAGAUACCAUAUUUUUGCUAACAAGAAAUUCACAGGUGAAAACUUAGUGUGCCACAUACCAUAUUUAGGAGUUUUUAAUGUCCUAGAAUCAUACAGCAGUGACUCUGAACUAUCCCUAAUGUGACUGGAGAAUUGGUUAGGAUGGCACUAAAUGCUAAUGGUUAGGAUGGCAGUAAUCGUCCUGCCUAGGGGGAUACCACUCUCUUUUUGCCUCUGGGAUUUCAGAAUGACUUCUCAUUGCCACUAUCCAGGUACCCUGCAGAUUAUUUAAAUCUGGCACUCAACACAAAAACGAAACUACCAACAUUUAUUGCAUUUCAUUUGAAAACUGGUAAAAGAAAAAGGUCUUAGUGACCCGCAGGGAUAAACAGGUAAUAUAUGUAGUUGACCAGUCUUAAAAAGAAGGUGUUUCUGGCCUUAGCUGAUUAGGACGCUUUCUGUAGAGUGUAAGUACUUUAUAUCCUGUUUACCUCUCUAACAAACAUGAGUAAACAACAUAAUUCUUGAAGAGUUCAGGGGAGAAAGAACACAAGAUGGGUAAAUGGCUUGGAGAAGUUAAAUAAUUUGCCAGGAUUCACAUUGCUACUAAGAGUACAAUUGGGAAUGGGAUCAAAGAUUUCCUCAUUCAAAUGUUCUUUCCUCUGUCACCUCUUUUUCCCACCAAAAAGGAGGUGAAUUUGAAAGCAGAUUAUGUGUAAUGUAACAGUUGCUUGCAAAGCUGGAGAUAGGCCUAAUUUCAGGUUUCUUUGUUCUAGAUGCAAAUGGCCAAUAAAUGGGACAGAGAACAGAAUUUUAAUGAAGAAAGGUGCUCAUCACACAGGUAGCUCUUAAGGAUCUGACAUUAAGUAUUCACACAGAAUUGUGUUGACCUCAGGAGACAGGUCACGAGAAAAAUUCUAAGUAGUUUAACGUGAAGAAUCGAACAAAUACUUCAUCAGGGGUGUUCAAAUCCGUGAACAACAUAGACUGGAUUUUGAGGUGAUCAUAUAUAAGGUUCACACACCAAUGUUCUCUUUAAAAAGACAAUUGGAAUUGCCUUACUUAGUUUUUAGGGCUUUAAGAGACGGUAGGUUUCCUAGGUUAGCAGCAGAGUUGGUUAAAUAUUCUGGACGAGCAACUGCCGGCCUAGGGAUUUCUCUUUGUGGGUUUUUUAUUUCUGGUUUUUCUAUGCCCCCACACGGGCCUUGAAGUGUCUUUUAUUACUGCUCUGUAAGACAGUACAGUUCACCGCGAAGAAUUUGAGGCACAGAACUUUACAAUUCAACAUUGUCUCUAUGACCCCAAUUAUAUUCCCUUUUCCAACCUAAUCUUCUCUGACUUAUUGCCUAUUUUUAAAAUACGUUCCAGUAAAUGACUGAAAUUAGGACAUCUGCUCAAGCAAUUCCUGUAAAAGUUCUAAGUUGUUGAAUUUCAAGAUAGAAUAGAAUUCUCUGGAUAUGUAGAAGUACAAGCAAAGUAAUACAUUAAAACAUUCGCUUUAUAAUGAAAUAAUUUUAUCAGCUGCAAAAAUUAUUUAUUGGGUGACUAGUAAUUAAAACCCUGUAAUGUUUAUUUGAAGUGAUAAUUUGUACUGCAGUUGUAAAAAAUGCCUAUUAAAUAUUUUGUCUUUUUUUUUUAA